Messenger RNA from Bombyx mandarina (wild silkworm), 2346 nucleotides. It is a transcript of the gene gem, whose product is annotated as transcription factor CP2 like gemini. Lineage: Eukaryota; Metazoa; Arthropoda; Insecta; Lepidoptera; Bombycidae. Gene Ontology annotation, cellular component: nucleus. Gene Ontology annotation, molecular function: DNA-binding transcription activator activity, RNA polymerase II-specific; RNA polymerase II cis-regulatory region sequence-specific DNA binding. The record is from RefSeq and is a predicted model, not a curated record. Gene Ontology annotation, biological process: regulation of transcription by RNA polymerase II.
UAAGUGAAGGCGCUAUGGCCCGAUUGUGAUGGAAUAUACGGAAUAUAGAGACUUUACAAUGCAUGACGUACGUAAAGAGGAGUACGGCUGGGAAUCUACAGUUAGACUCAUGGUCGGGAGGGAGGACGAAUUGGGCAUGUACCUGGAGGAGAGCAGGGAGGGCAGGAAGCGGAAGUGGCAGCCCGAGAAAAUGAGGCGAGACGGCAGCGAAGAUAAAGAUCAGAAGAAGGUGCCUCCGAAGAAGAUCAUGGCUGCCCUAAGCGAGAUAGGCGGGAGCGGCACAAGCUCCUCAUCCUCGCAUUUGUCUCCGGCAUGGCAAGUCAACGAGCUCGAUCUGGACUUGCCCGUCGAACUGUCCAUGAACGAAGCGUUGCUGUCGCUUCCAUCGUUGGCGGUGUUCAAACAGGAGGCUCCGUCUCCGACGGGCGCGGUGCUCUCGCCCCCCCGCCGCCACUGGCCCGUCCCCCGACGGAAUGACGAUCGGCAGAUGACAAGCAUGGUUGUCGACGGAGCCCGUGACGGCAUGGACGAGUGCCAGCAGUCGCCUUCACACAACGGAAACGCUAUGCAGCAUGGAAGUCCCGACGCGUUGCAAUGCCAACAGCAGAUGCCGCCGAGCGCCGUCAUGCCCAUGAACGGUUACCAUUCACCAAACGAACACGAGAAUAAAAACGCUGGUUUGCUGAUCUGCUCCCCGGUGGGCUCGCUGGAGGGCUACCUGCACUCUCCACCACACCUGCAGCAGCGCUCCGACUCCAGCUUCAAGGAUGACACCAGGUUCCAGUACGUUCUGGCCGCAGCGACUUCGAUAGCAACCAAACAGAACGAGGAAACCCUGACCUACCUCAACCAAGGCCAGUCCUACGAAAUCAAACUCAAGAAGCUCGGAGACUUGUCACAUUACAAAGGAAAGCUGCUUAAAAGCGUCAUCAAGAUAUGCUUCCACGAGCGCCGCUUGCAGUACAUGGAAAGGGAGCAGAUAGCGCAGUGGCACGCCGAGAGACCGGGGGAGAGGAUCGUAGAGGUGGACGUGCCUCUCUCGUAUGGCAUUAUAAAAGUGGAACAAUCCACAGCACUGAACGCGCUCCACGUCUACUGGGACGCCACCAAGGACGUGGGUGUUUAUAUAAAGGUGAACUGCAUCUCAACGGAAUUCACAGCCAAGAAGCACGGCGGCGAGAAGGGAGUCCCGUUCCGUAUACAGGUCGAGACUUAUCUCGCGAGCGACGAGAACAAUCGUCUGAACGCCGCCGCCUGCCAGAUCAAGGUAUUCAAAUUGAAAGGCGCCGAUCGCAAACACAAACAGGACAGGGAGAAGGUGCUGCGCAGACCGAGGGCCGAUCUGGACAAGUACCAGCCCGCCUGCGAGGCCACUGUGCUGACUACGUUGUCACACGACGCGCUGAUGCCGCCGCCCUCACUGGUCACCACCUCGCCGUCCUACUCGCCAGAGCUGUGUGUGACACCUAAAUCUGCUUCGAGCCCUAUAGCUACCAAGCCGAUUUCUCAACCAGCCAUCGUUGGUACUACUAAUCAAAUGAAGCCGCUGUAUUGUCAAGAUGCUGGUGAGAUGAAGGUGAGCAGCCCAACCUGCCACUCCCCAGGAGCUAUCCUGCCUGAUCUACCACAGCCUGCUGAGGAACCAGACAAGAACUUUGGAUUAUCAAAAGAUGCCACCUCCGCCGAGACUCAGGUGUGGUUGUCCCGACAACGGUUCAUGCAACAUGCCGCUACAUUCGCGAACUUUUCCGGGGCUGAUCUGCUGAGACUAUCCCGUGAUGACAUUAUCCAGAUCGUCGGACUGGCUGAUGGCAUACGUCUGUUCAACGCACUUCACGCCAAACGCAUCUCGCCGCGCCUCACGCUGUACGUGUGCCCGCCCUCCUCCGACGUGCACUGCGCGCUCUACCUGCACGCGUGUCGCGCGCACGAGCUGCUGCACAAGCUGAACGCGCUGCAGGGAGCCGGCAGCAAGGAUUGCGAAACCGUAUUGGUGUCCGGUCCGAACGGCGCUCGCGUCCGCCUCACCGACGAGCUAGUGCGACACCUGCCAGACAACUCCACCUAUCGCCUCAAGAGACUCGAAGACUGCAACGCUCUGCUGCUAAGCGCCACCACCGGCAACUGACAGACCAAGAUGAACUGUCUGUGUUUGGGGUGGACCAUACAACAUUAUUCAAUUGUCAUCGGUUCACGAUUCGUCUGCAAUCCUGAUCAUCAUCAGUGUGUAAUGCGUAAGAACACGAUAAAAAACAAACGUGUGGCACUCGGGAACUGCCGCGGUAAAGCUAUUGCAUAGCAUUUUUUAUCAACUUAUGCAAUUAUAAUUAGACAAUGAUAAUUUAA